This is a messenger RNA of Aspergillus ochraceoroseus IBT 24754, 1629 nucleotides long. Its product is annotated as snoRNA-binding rRNA-processing protein ENP1. Bases 145 to 1629 code for a protein of 494 amino acids. The record is from RefSeq and is a predicted model, not a curated record. Gene Ontology annotation, molecular function: snoRNA binding. The transcript is spliced from 3 exons. Gene Ontology annotation, cellular component: nucleolus; cytoplasm; preribosome, small subunit precursor. Gene Ontology annotation, biological process: rRNA processing. Lineage: Eukaryota; Fungi; Ascomycota; Eurotiomycetes; Eurotiales; Aspergillaceae.
AUCAGGACAAGAGGCUUGAUCGCUCCAGUUUUGUCUUUGGUGGGCAGGUUAUCUUGGUGUAUCUGUGAAGAAAGGAAGAGGCCGACACCCUGCUAGUCCCGAUUAUAAGCCCAAGCAGCUGUGUCGCAAGAACAACCCCUAAAAAUGCCAAAAGCUACGUCCUCUCGCGCUGCGGCCGCUGCCCGCCGGCACAAUCCUCUUGCUGAGGAUCUUUUGACUGGAGGCCACCUACGAACACAACCCAGCAACAAGAAUAAGCGCAAGUCGAAGUCAGGGGAUGAUCAGGAAGAGGGGGAACGCUUCGUGGAUGCGAAAACCUCCCGCAAGAUUCUGCAGAUUGGGCAGGAAUUGGCCGAUGAGGAAGCCGAGGAGCGAAAAGCGGCUCUGGGAGGAGCAGGAGAGAAAGUGAACACCGCAUUCGAUUUUGAAUCUCGAUUUGAUGAUGAAGACGUUUUCUCCGAUGACGAUGGAAAGUUCAAUGAGGAACAGUGGGAUGAUGAGGAGGAAAUCGAGGAAGUGGAGGUCGACCCCAAUGAUCUUGAUAUGUUCCACAAGUUCGUUCCUCGAGGCGAUGAGGACCCGAUCUUCAAUCCUAGCGGACCCGAGGCCAGCGGCCAAACCACCAAUUUAGCAGACCUCAUUUUGGAAAAGAUUGCGGAGCACGAAGCCAAACAGGCUGGACAUACAGGACCGAUAAUCCAAGGUGGUGGAUUGCCCGAGGAUGCUGUUCAAAUCCCAGCCAAGGCCGUUGAGGUGUACGAAAAAGUCGGUAUGAUCCUCUCUCGCUAUAAAUCUGGUCCUCUCCCGAAACCAUUCAAGAUUCUUCCUUCCGUUCCUAACUGGCCAACCCUCCUUUCCAUCACCCGCCCGGAGUCCUGGACCGCCAACGCUGUUUACGCCGGCACAAGAAUCUUCAUUUCAUCGAAGCCAGCCGUUGCACAGGAGUUUAUCUCCACUGUGUUGCUGGACCGUGUCCGCGAAGAAAUCUACGAGCACAAGAAGCUUAAUGUCCAUACCUACAAUGCGUUGAAGAAGGCGCUCUAUAAACCUGCGUGUUUCUUCAAGGGGUUCCUGUUCCCCCUCGUCUCUGCGGGCACCUGCACCUUGCGGGAAGCCCACAUUGUGUCUUCGGUCAUCGCACGUGUCUCCAUCCCGGUUCUGCACUCCGCUGCAGCUCUGCUCCGCCUGUGCGACCUGGCCGCCGAGCAGUCCAUGAGGUCGCUAGAGAGCACCGGUGCAGUUAACGUCUUCAUCCGCAUUUUCUUGGAGAAGAAAUAUGCGCUUCCGUACAAAGUGAUCGACGCUCUUGUCUUCCACUUCCUCCGAUUCCGUGCUAGCGACCCCUCUGAAGAAAUGAUGACCGAUGGACCAUCCGCGAGCAAAGCUUAUAAGCUCCCCGUUCUGUGGCAUCAGUCGCUGUUGGUCUUUGCCCAACGGUACCGCAACGAUAUCACCGAAGAUCAGCGCGAGGCACUGCUGGACUUGUUGCUGGUUCGUGGACACAAGGACAUUGGACCCGAGGUGAGACGUGAACUGCUGGCCGGUAGGGGACGAGGGGUGGUGGUGCCCGAUCCUGAGAUGCAACAUGCGCUGGAUGCAGGAGACGACACGAUGGAUAUUACAUUAUAA